UACAACUUACUAGUCACGCUAUCUCCAGCUGUUUUAGACGAAGGUGUGCAAUCGAAGUAUGUGACAGUUAAAAGUAAACAGAAGUAGAUGAACAGAAGGAUGAAAUACGAUUACAAAUACUUUUAUUCUGUGAAUUUGUAGACUUCAGAUGGAUAAACUCGAAGAGCUUCUUCCUGGAAUAGAAGAAUUUCUGUGUCAAGACUUGGCUCGAGAAAAGUUGUCAGAAGAGACAGAAAACAAACGGCUGUAUUAUCUGGAGAGACUCGAUAUUCUAAAAUUACCGCCUAGUGUCCCCCCACGAUUAAAAGUGCCUGACUUUGGAGCCCCCUUUUCUCCUUCACCCAUCAAAGCAACAGGUGACCCAAAGUCCCCAACACUCAGUCACGACCACUUUUUGUUUGAAUCUCAAGAGAAUGAUUUUGCUGCACAUCAGAGAGAAAUUUCACGUUCGUUUAUCGCCCCAGAGGAACUGGAGGCCAUUGAGGGAAAGGAGGUGAAAGUUUACGAUGAUAUUGAUCUCAAUCACCAGGAUGGAGAAAUAAAGCAGGAACACAAUGAAUCCAAAAAUAGUGAUGAAACGGAUUUAUAUGAGAUACCAGUCCCAAAUCACAGCCAAUCAGCUGAUCAAUCUGGGGGUUAUGAGGAGACCAAAUCCCCCACCAAAGAUGACUAUGCCACAACCACAAGUAUCCAGGGGGAGCAAUCCGCAGAUGUUGUACCUCCACCCCUUCCUCCAAGAAGGGAAAAUUCUGAGCCUCCAUUGCAGCGAGACAGGUCUGUAUUCCCUGCUCGACCAGAUCCUCCUGAACGCCAGGCUUCCAUUAAAGGGGAUAAACCUCCUGACCUUCCUGCCCGUCCCAGCCUCCCAACCAUUUAUAAGGCCACAGAGAGAAGGGAUGAAAGAUCUGAAGGAAGUGUGGAUCUGACAGAUGAUGCUGAUUUGACUUCCUACGAAUCAUGUAACGAAGAUGAACUGGAGACCAAAAUGAACAUAAAGCUUCCUAAGCCAAUGAAGAAGAAGAAGUCAUCUAAACCAAAAAUCAGCCGUUCCUCCAAAGAGUGGGACGUGACCCUUCCAUACAAACGAUUAGAGGAUGUGACUCUCUCUGGAGAACUCAUGUACAAAGGAAAGUUAUCCUGGACGAGGAAGCUAGCCGCACUGACCGAUGGCAGGAUGGUGUGUUACAAGCCAGAGAAGAGUGAGUCCAAGCCUGCUCUGGUCAUCCAGCUGACCGGUUAUGAAGCCUCCUAUCUGGAGAAGGAAAACAAGAGAGGAUUUGAUGUCCGUCUUCUUCAUCCAAGUCUGGAAACUCACAUGUUCUCUGUGGAUUUCAAAGACUGGGCACAGUUGUGGGUAGAGUUCAUGAAUGCCAUGAGUAAGGGAAAACCUCCCCCAGGACAGCAUCAACACUUAGCUAGAGGUUCCACAUUUAAUGGCUCUGAAAAUGGUAGAGUGUAUGGCAAUAAGCCAGAUUUCCGGAAAUCCAUUUCUAAUAUAUCCACAGAAAGCAGCAAUUCUGAAACUGAAUACUCUUCAAUGAAAAGAAAAAGUCGAAGUCUUUUUCAGUUAUUUGUGACUGCAGAGGAAGAGGACCGACACAGAGUAAGCAGGAUGGGUUCUAUAGCUUCUAGAGCAAGCUCCUUCUUCGAAUCCAUUGGCAAAAACAAGGGCAAGAAAAUGGCUGCCGCUUUGCCAAACAGUAGUAGUCUUGGCAACCUGGUAGAAACAGGAAGUGAAACCAACAGCCAACUUGACCUCAUUCCCAAAGAUACCAAUGCCUCUACAGCAAGCUUUAAUAAAAAUACCUGUAAUUCUAUUGAAGAUUUGGUCUGUGAUAGAAAAAUUGUUUAUAAAGGUUACCUGAAUAUCUACAGUAGUUUCAAUAAGAGGAAGUGGGGUAAGCGAUGGUGUGUGGUGCGAGACAAUAUGUUUGAGUGUUAUAAGAAUGAGUCCAGCACUGUGUGCGAGCUUGAAAUCCCACUGUACCCCUGUGUUCUGAAGCAAGCUGUGGAGGAGACCAAGAGUGAACUAGGGCUGAUGAUCUCACAAAAUGGCAGAGAAAAAAUCACAGUAGAGCCUUUGAAUAGAGAAGAUAUGGCCUGCUGGCUGCGUGUGUUCAUGAACCAGACAUCAACUGAAUGUCUUCCUGUCGGACUGAAGGAAUUGUGGGUAGAUGAUGAAUCUCCUUACCAUGACAUCCAGUCAGACAAUCUCAACAGUCCAUUGUCAGAUGUAUUCCCUUAUGACACAGUAGAUGAGAAGACCAUUCUGGCACAUGUUGAUACCACGACCUCUGACCCUGAUGACUCAGUGAUGGAGAUCUCUGUGAUGUCACAACAAUCAGAGGCAGCAGACGACACUGCUAAUGAUAGUGCUAUAUCUAAUCCACGGGUCCCAGGGGAAUUAACUGGGGAACUGUAUACACAAGUGCAAAGAACUUCCAAUGGAUAUUUAGAAUCUAGAACUUUUAACAGUCUAGAUGAAGAAUUCUUUAGUUCUACAAUAGUGAAAACCAAUUGUUCUGGAAAAUCUUCUGCAACAUUGUCAAGGAUUACCAAGUCUUCAUCCAAUGCAUCUGUUAUGACCAAGACAUUUACACAUUCCUUCAGCACAGGGUUUCUUGGAGCCAAUGAUAGCAGUUUGUUCGAUGAGAUUUGGUCUAAACUCAAUGAAAACCAAAGAGACGAACAUAAUUUAGAUGAAGAAAAUGAUGAAAGGACCCCCACAGACACUGCAUAUAACAGUGCUGCAGGGUCAGAAAAUAGUUCAUUGGAACGUAAAAACAAGUUUGAGACAGAUUCUUUAAGUCAGUCAUCCACAUUAAAAGACUUCAGAUCUUCCAGUGAGGAGGUGGAUAACCAGCCUCUUCAUGACCACGUGGAACAUCAAAUCUCAGUGGAAAAUAUUAAUCCCAAUAACCUUGAACAAAGUAUGAAUGUUCAGAACUCUCUGAAUGGCUUGGACAAAGAUCCAAGUUUAUCCCAUGUUAUCAUUCCUAGUGUUAGUAAUACUCUGACAACCAUUACCCACUCCAAAUCUAACAGGGACCAGUGUGAUUCAGCCAUUUUCGAAUCUGAUUCUAUCAUGGAUGACUUGUCUUGUGCUAGUCCUGAUGCACUGAAGCGCAAAAUUGAGCAACUACGUACUCAUUUAGUGGAACUUAAACAGCGCAGAAUCUGCCUCAGAGACCGUAAGCUGUGUUGUGAACCAAGCCUACAGAAACAACUAGAGCAAGAGUACUCACACUUGGAUGAAGAAUGUCGAACUGUGACAGAGGAAAUUCAGGCUUUGGAGGGAAAAUUAGAACCAUAAAAAUCAUUCUUAUAUUUUUUUCUCUUGCAAACAUUCCUGAUAUCAUGUACUAAUAAGUUUUGUUAUAUUCUGUAUGGGAAGAUGAAUGAACGUUUCUUUUUUUUUUUUUUUUAGAUUAAAUAUACAGUUGAACUUUGGUAUCUCGAACACCAAAUAUCUUGAAUACCAUGAAUAUGUCAAAGUGAAUUGGAAGUUCCAACCACUUAUUCUUUAAGUAUUUAAUCCUUGAUAUCUCUAAGCCUUGGAUAUCUUGAAGUUUUUUCUCGACCCAUCGAGUUCGAGAUAAUGAGGUUUGACUGUACAUGCAUAUUGCUUUAUUAAUUCAAAAUGUAAAUUAUUUAAAGGUAUAAGGAUGAAAAUUAUCAGCCUGAUACAUAUCAAGUCACUUCUGUUAAGGUGAUAGAGCAAUCAGUUGUUAGUCAUUAUGAAAUUAAAUUUUAGAACAUAUAGAAUGACAGAUCUAUACACUUUGUUAUUGAAUUUGUCAUUUUUGUAAAAAUUUAUAGAAAUUGAUUCUAUUUAAUUUUCUCUUCUACACAACUCUGUGAUAUUUUAUAGGAAUGAUAUUUUCGGUGACAUUGGACACUGACCUUUGUGCUAUAAUUUACUGUUGAUAUUGACUCUCAUGUGAUAAAUUUCACAAGGCCAAAGUUAUAUUUUCUUAUGAAAAUGAAAACCUUUUCUUCAGAUAUUAAACUGCAUUUACAAUUUAUAUACAUGUGUAUGGAACUUGUACAAAUAUGCAAUAUUUUUUUUGAAUAUCAAUGGUUGUGAAAUAUUUGUGAAAUUUGAGUGGCAAAAUGUACCGGGUACAGCAUUAAUUGUGGCCAAAAUGUACAAAAAAUUUUUUCUUUCACAAAUGUUGUCUCCAAGGAAACAUCUUUUUAUUAAGAUUAUUUCAUUAUUUGUGCUCUCAAGGAUGUGCUAUUGUAUUUUUUUCAAGAACCAAAAUUAUUUUUAUGCACUGCAUGUAGAUUCAUCUAAUCUAAAGAGAUAUAAACAAGAAACAUAAUUGGAGCAAUAAGAAAAGACAGAAAAUUGGGCCGUAAGUUUAACAAUGUUCAGCUUUGAUAUGUAUUUUUGUCAGGGGAUCAUGAACAUUUUUUAAAAAUUGUAAAUUGUUUGAUAAUUUUUUUGUUUAAUAUCUAGUACAUGCAAUGUUUAUGGAAAGGUUCAGCUUGUUUAAAAACAAAUUUUACAUUAUUCCUUAACUUGAAAAUAUUUCUUCAAAUUUUGUUUUAUUAAAAUUGAGAUACUUAAUGUUAAAUAAAAUCUUUGAUAAUCAGCUGUUCAUUGUAUCUAAUUAUCAUAAUCAUAUAUCCUUCAAAACUAUUUUAAAUUUUAGAUGGACUUCAAUAGAAAAUUUUUUGUGUAAAUUAAAUCAUAGAUGCAAUUUGUUGCAGUGCUUCCCAGAAUUUAGCAUUUGCUGUGUGCAUUUUGUAUUUUGUAAACUUUUGAUCUGUUGGAUUUUGAACAUCAUAAUUAUUUUUAUGUUUAGUGUUUGAGAUUCUGAGGGCCUUAUACAAGACUGCAAAGAAAACAGAAAUACCUUAUACCUUUUAAUUAUAUAUACCGGUACAGAUUUUUACAUAGGUGAUUAAAAUUCUAAGAAAAAUAAAGCAAACAUUUAGAAUCCAUGCUUUAUCAAUUGUAUGUAUAUUUACAUUAUACAUUAAAAUAUGAAAACUUUUGAAGAUCUUGAUUUUGAAGACCCAAAUAAUUUCAAUUAACAUGAUUAAUGUUUGUUUAUGCAUUUAGUAAAAACCAUUAAAAAACAGGCCUUUAAAUCAAUUGUCCUAAAAUUGUUAAUAUUUUAUUUUUUUUAUAC
Saccostrea echinata is the source of this 5141-nucleotide messenger RNA. RefSeq lists its product as uncharacterized. The record is from RefSeq and is a predicted model, not a curated record. Gene Ontology annotation, molecular function: SH3 domain binding. NCBI's taxonomy places the organism in Eukaryota, Metazoa, Mollusca, Bivalvia, Ostreida, Ostreidae. The coding region runs from base 149 to 3313 and encodes 1054 amino acids. Gene Ontology annotation, cellular component: cytosol. The transcript has 15 exons.